AUGUUGUUUCCGGCGCCGUAUGACGUGCCGGAGAAGAUGGCCAAGAAAGCGGCCAAAGGGGCCAAGAAAGGCCCUUGCCAAAAAGGCACUCCGGACAUGUCGUCCGAGGAUGAGACUUCCUCUUCAUCCGACGACGAUGAUGAAGAGGAAGAAGAAGAAGAAAAUGAUUCCCCACCUGAGGUGGGGAGGAAGAAGAGGGCGGCUCCCCCGGAUCCGGAGGCGAAAGCGCCCAAGAAGGUUAAAGGAUCCCAAACGGAUAACUCCGUGUGGGAUAUUGAUAGCAGUCCAGAACGACCUCGCUGGACCAAGCCUCGGGACGCUUCUCCGGCACGUGAUGGCUCCCUGCAGUCCUCGACUGAGGAUUCGCUGGGCUCGAAGGAGAGGGCUAGCACAUCUCCGCCACCUACUCAUUCUGUCUCACCCAAGGGUGAUGACGAGGUGGUGUCCAAAAAGACUUUCCCAGGCCGGGGGGAGAUUCCGGAGAUCAUCGGGGUGACGUCCCAGGAUGAUUUUUUGGCCGCCGGACAUGUGGGGAAAAAAGUCCCCGUGGGAACUGGGGCCACGACCGAGGUGGCAGCCCUUAAAAAGGCGCUAGCCGAGGCUGAGGACAAGGCGGCCAAGGAACGUGCCUCGCGCGAGAAGCACGAGGCCCGGGAUGGCGAGGCGCAGCAAGAGCUCCAGAGUGCGAUAGAGAGAUUUGAAUCCUUGGAGCAUAAUUAUAAGGCGCAAGAGUCCGAAUUGGCCAAGGCCCGCCAGAGCGCGCAGGAUGCACAAGCCGAAGCCCAAAACGCCCUCCAGGAAAUUCAGGCGGCCAAGAAGAUUACAGCGGGGGUGUUUACGGAUCUGCCGCACACGACCAGCUAA
Molecule: messenger RNA, 864 nt
Organism: Aegilops tauschii subsp. strangulata
Lineage: Eukaryota; Viridiplantae; Streptophyta; Magnoliopsida; Poales; Poaceae
Source: RefSeq, a predicted model, not a curated record